AUGACUACUUUAAAUCAAUUCACGGUAUUCUGGGAGGCUGCCAGGAGUCGUGGCAUUGUCACCUCGGGCCCUGAUAUUCCCCCUCUUCGGCUUUCAGAUCAAACGAAGCACGUCAGUUCUCUGGCCAUCAUCGAAGAGGUCUCGGGCAUCUUUGAUCACUCCUCGGCAUGCGAAGCCGAGCUCGAGAUGGACCACGACCCUCGUAUUCCACUCCAUCCAGACCUCCGAGAGUUUGCACUAGCUCUACUUUGCCUGAAUACUCCUUUGACGCAGCUGCAGGAACAUUGUCGUGGCUUUGCAAAACAGAAAUGGGGUGAUUUGGCUGGUGACACCCAUGCACGUUAUAUGCUUACGAGUCAUGAUUCGACAUCUCUUUACCGAACAAUUGCGAGAGAGAUUGGAAUACCCCAACGAUCAGCUGCAGAAGCAAAUUUAGAUUCAUGGUUUCGUACGAAUGACCCACACCCACCCGACCCUGCACUCUCCCACGCACUCAUGUUUUAUCAGGCCCACGUCGACGGAGUCACUGAUCGAUGCAUCCUCAUCUUUUCUACACCCGAACAACGAGCAUUGGCAUGGAAGUACGGCCACAAUAAUCAGGUCCUAAUGGAUGGCACUUUUGCAAAAGCUGUCCAUGCUGACUACGAUCAGAAAAUUCUCGAGGAUGUACUUGACAAGUGGAAAGCAGCCAUGGGCCUCAACGAUGCUGGCGAACCGUUCAACAUUGCUGUUGGAAACACGGACAACGAUAUACGAGAACGAUAUGCUCUCACGAAGCACUGGCCAUCAAUUCACCUUAUUCUAUGUCUUUUUCACAUGUGGCAAUCUUGGCGAAAUGGUCUCAACAGGUACCUAAAGCCUGCACCGAAAGGACCUGCACGCCAAGAGAUUCGAGCUCGUCUUGAGGCUGUGCACGCAUAUAAUGAGGAGUUGGCUUUUUUCAGGGACUCAGCAGGCAGAAUGAUGACGUAUCGAGAAAAAAAUCCAAAGCUGGCCUAUCUCUUCGAUUACCUCAAGCUUCGUUCCUUUUGGCUGUCCUGGUCUCCGGGUGGUGUUCUCGUUGCUGCUGAACGUCUCGGAGUUCCCAUGCAAGAAGUCAUCCGCACUAAUAACCACCUCGAGUCCUUUAACUGCCGCCUGAAGAAGAAAUUUUUCGCUCACUAUAUGCACUCUGGACGACUCCCACAUGUUGACUACUGGGUCCUCCUCAUGAUAACUCGUGUUAUACCUGAUUUUCUGACAGCGCGGGAAGACCGACAAAAACUCGCAGAUUACUACCGAAAUAUGCGUCGAUUGUCAGACGAAAAGCCUGAUAUGGUACCUACAGAACCAGCAGACGAGAUUCCCCCGCUCUUUGAUGCCAAAAAGAUGCUCAAUGACUUGGAUAAUGAUGACGAGCUUGACGACGAUGAGUCAGCACACGACAGCGAUGAACCUGAUGCUCAACCAGGACUUGAAGCUCUCUACACUGGUGGUUUGCACAUUUCCGAUGACGGAAACAGCCUAACUACAUGCAAAUUUCCCUGUACUACUUGCAACCACAUCCCACGCACUCAUUUCCAUGCUGAGACUCCACCAGAAACUGAAUUUCACGACUCGAACUCUUUCCUCGAUGACGGUUUUGCACUCGACUCAGAUGCUAUCAUGUGUGAUCUUUCAGAUGACAUUGGUAUCCCCCCUCCAUCCUUCGACUCAGGCUCUAGUGACGGACUAUCACUUCUACUUGACCCCGUCAUUCUCACACCAUGCAUAGAUCAUGUUGACAUUCCCGCCAUUCAAAUAUUUUCUCCUGGUCCACUGGCAGCACAAAUUCCUAGUACAACUCUCUCAAAUGAGCAGGCUAUCAUCUACCAGGAAUGCCUCGCACUCGAGGAUGCAAUGCUUGACUGUUUUCGCCGGCUGCUCACAAUCUCGUUUCACUCGGCACCCUUCGAACCACACAUGAGUCCUGCAGUCCGUGGUAGGCUCACCAAUACCCCACUAUUACUACCAAUUUCAUUACCACCCUCGCCAUCAGCACUUGCUUCCACUUCACGACUCGGAGAUGUUGUUAUUGGCUCGGCGGACAACCAUACACCACACCGCCUACAACCUUUCGCGCUGCAAAAAAAGGAACUGCGAAAAGAAUCCCACGGUGUUCGUUAG
Messenger RNA from Suillus clintonianus, 2145 nucleotides. RefSeq lists its product as uncharacterized. The transcript is spliced from 4 exons. The record is from RefSeq and is a predicted model, not a curated record. Lineage: Eukaryota; Fungi; Basidiomycota; Agaricomycetes; Boletales; Suillaceae. Bases 1 to 2145 code for a protein of 714 amino acids.